GAGGGCGCCGUAGUAGACAGAGUUCCAGCCUGCGGUGCAGGCUCAAGUCUCGCGAUACUUUACAGCCGGAUAUAGCAAUUUUGCAGCCUGGGUAAUAAUCGCUGGUGUUGUGGUGUUUCAGGGCGCAGUGUCGGCUCGGUAGUGUUACCCCCAGAACAUGGACAAUGUGUUUGUCCAGCACAGUGUUAAAGUGCUCAAUGCCCUCAACAAACAGAGAGAAGAAGGCAGAUACUGUGACGCCACCUUGGUUGUUGGAAAUGUUAAUUUUAAAGCACAUUGGAGCAUCUUGGCCUGCAGCAGCCCAUUUUUUCAGAGUCUGUACGGGGACGGAACCUCCGCCAACAUUAUCUUACACGAAAGCUUUGCCGAAGUAAUUGGACUUGUGUUAGACUUUCUCUACACUGGAGAGCUGGCUCUUACAGAGGAAAAUGUUCAGAAGGUCCUCCUUGCAUCAAAAGACCUCGAGGUUCUGGAAGCAAUCGAAGUGUGUGAAAGGUUUCAGCCCAAAAUCCUUCAGCCGUCUGAUGUCCAGGAAACCACUGUCACUGUAGAAGCUGUGGAUGAACAUUUAAAGCAAACCAGUGAGGCAGAUGGUGAGAAAGUAUUAAAUAAAAUUUCAGUGCUCACAAAUACCCUGUUUAAAGAAAGCCUAACUGGUCAAAGCCAUGAGCAGGACAGCACUGUGUCUCUGCAUCAGGUUGCCGGGGAAGACACUUCUGUUCUUUCAGAAGCCUUAAAAAGAACAGAUGAUAUGGAAGACCCGCACGAUCACAGAGAAUUCCAGCGGCAAAGGAAAAGCCAGAAAACCGACCAGAGUAUUAGCAGUGAUGGAGAAUGCAUAACGUGGGAUUUGGAAGUGGGCCAGAUCCAUGAAGAUAUAACAGAAGAUGAUUCGUACAUUCAUGAAGAGGUCGAUGAAGAUAACAUCCCAGAGGCAAAGACUCCAGACACCAAGCAUAAAGACUGUGUUGUUAAGAAGAUCACUAUAACUACUGAGAAUGUACUGGCCGUUAAUACACUUGAUAGUGUAAACUUGGCAAAUAGGGGAAAUGCUAACAAGCCAGUGCAGUGCUCCACGUGUCACAAAACAUUUCUCAGCAAGUAUUAUCUGAAAGUACAUAACAGAAAACAUACUGGAGAGAAGCCCUUUCAGUGCUUAAAAUGUGGCAAAUGUUACUUGAGAAAAGAGAACCUUAUAGAGCACGAGGCUCGGAAUUGCAUGAACAGGUCUGAGCAGGUUUUUACGUGUACCUUGUGUAAGGAAGUGUUCAAAAGGAGACUGGAAUUACGAGUUCACAUGGUUUCCCACACUGGAGAAAUGCCAUACAAAUGCUUGUCCUGUCCCCAGCAGUUUAUGCAGAAGAAGAGUCUACAAAACCACAGCAUUAAGCUUCAUGGAGCUCCAAAACCCCAUGCGUGUCCCACUUGUGGAAAAUGCUUUUCGUCUCGGACAGAACUUCGGUUGCAUGAAGCCUUCAAACAUCGUGGAGAGAAGUUGUUUGUGUGUGAGGAAUGUGGGCACCGGGGAUCCAGCAGGAGCGGGUUGCAAAUGCACAUCAAAGCCAAGCACAGAAACGAACGGCCAUAUGUCUGCGAAUUCUGCCACCGUGCGUUUACUCAGAAAACAAAUUUAAACAUGCACCUCAAGACUCACACCGGGGAGAAACCAUUCCAGUGCCAUCUGUGUGGCAAAACAUUUAGAACUCAAGCCAGCCUGCUUAAGCACAACCGAACACAUACAGGGGAGCGGCCUUUCAGCUGUCCCUUCUGUGAUCAGAAGUUUGCAGACAAGACUCCUCUUCAGAGGCACAUGGCCAGCCGGCAUCAGGAAGGACGGCCACACUACUGCCAGAUAUGCAGCAAGACUUUUAAAGCGGUAGAACAAUUGCGGGUUCAUGUUGAACGACACAAAGGCGUAAGAAAGUUUGAAUGCACAGAAUGUGGUUAUAAAUUCACGCGACAGGCACACCUGAGGCGCCACAUGGAAAUUCACAAUCGCAUAGAAAACUACAAUCCCCGCCAGAGGAAACUGCGCAAUCUAAUCAUCGAGGAUGAGAAGAUGUUGGAAAUGAGCCUAGAGAGCCCGCAUGAACUGGAAGUGGGGUCUGCAGAGGUCAUUGUUGAAUCCAUUUCAGCCGGCACAUUGCCUGAGUUAGUUACAGAGGAAAGGAUCUGCACAGAGGACUUCCCACCGGACGUGAUGGAGCAGUCUAUUAUCAUUACCGCUAUCCCUCAUGAUUGUGACACGUGAUCAUGAUCAGCAAAUAAACUCCAGUGUUUUACUAGAAACAUAACAAUGUAUUUAUUCAUUUCCUUCAUUGUCUCAGAAUAAAAUGUGCUAAAGGCUGGCGAACCUCA
This is a messenger RNA of Xenopus laevis (African clawed frog), 2358 nucleotides long. It is a transcript of the gene zbtb48.L, whose product is annotated as zinc finger and BTB domain containing 48 L homeolog. Gene Ontology annotation, biological process: regulation of gene expression. The transcript is spliced from 11 exons. The record is from RefSeq and is a predicted model, not a curated record. NCBI's taxonomy places the organism in Eukaryota, Metazoa, Chordata, Amphibia, Anura, Pipidae. Gene Ontology annotation, cellular component: nucleus. Bases 158 to 2251 code for a protein of 697 amino acids.